Messenger RNA from Oryza brachyantha (malo sina), 1970 nucleotides. Its product is annotated as glucan endo-1,3-beta-glucosidase 11-like. Gene Ontology annotation, cellular component: plasma membrane. The record is from RefSeq and is a predicted model, not a curated record. NCBI's taxonomy places the organism in Eukaryota, Viridiplantae, Streptophyta, Magnoliopsida, Poales, Poaceae. Gene Ontology annotation, biological process: carbohydrate metabolic process. Gene Ontology annotation, molecular function: hydrolase activity, hydrolyzing O-glycosyl compounds. The coding region runs from base 67 to 1290 and encodes 407 amino acids. The transcript has 5 exons.
GUCCCACUCGAUCUCCCCCCAUCCUCCCCUAUCGAUCGGGCGGCGACGGUGACGACAACGACGACAAUGACAUUGACAUCGGUGAGGUCGUCGAUGAAGACCUCGCUGUGUGUUCUUCUUUGCAUCCUCGUCUCAUUAGAGGUGGGGUUGCCGCGGUGCACGGCGGCGCUGGGGAUAAACUACGGGCAGGUGGGGAACAACCUGCCGUCGCCGGCGCAGGUGGUGUCGCUGCUGGCGUCGCUGAGGAUCGGCAAGGUGCGGAUCUACGACGUCAACCCGCAGGUACUGGCGGCGUUCGCCGGGACCGGGAUCGAGCUCAUCGUGACGGUGCCCAACGACCUGGUGCAGCCGCUGGCGGCGAGCCCCGGGCAGGCGCUGCAGUGGGUGACGUCCAGCGUGCGGCCCUACUUCCCGGCGACGCGGGUGUCCGGGAUCGCCGUCGGCAACGAGGUGCUCACCGACGACGACGAGACGCUCAAGGCCAGCCUGGUGCCGGCGAUGCGCAACCUGCACGCGGCGCUGGCGCAGCUCGGGAUGGACGGCUACGUGCACGUCUCGACGGCGAACUCGCUGGCGGUGCUGGCGACGUCGUACCCGCCGUCGCAAGGGGUGUUCACGGCGGAGGUGGCGCCGCUGAUGGCGCAGUUCUUGAAGUUCUUGGCGGAGACGAACGCGCCCUUCUGGAUCAAUGCCUACCCUUACUUUGCCUACAAGGACGACCCUACCAGGGUGUCGCUGGACUACGCGCUGUCGAACCCGUACCACGUCGGGGCGGUGGACCCGUACACGCGGUACCAGUACACGAGCAUGCUGUACGCGCAGGUGGACGCGGUGGCGUUCGCGGCGGCGCGGCUCGGGUACGGCGGCGUGCCGGUGUACGUGUCGGAGACGGGGUGGCCGUCGAAGGGCGACGCCGACGAGGUGGGCGCCACGGUGGAGAACGCGCGGGCGUACAACCGGAACCUGCUGCUCCGGCAGGCGGCCGGGGAGGGGACGCCGCUGCGGCCGCGGCAGCGGCUGGAGGUGUACCUCUUCGCGCUGUUCAACGAGGACAUGAAACCCGGCCCCACCUCCGAGCGCAACUACGGCCUCUACCAGCCCGACGGCAGGAUGGUCUACAACGUCGGCCUCCUCCAGCAGCAGCAGCAGAGCACCUCCGCCGCCUCGCUCUCCCUCGCCGCCUCGCCGGCAACCAGGACCACGGAUGCCAAGAAGAACUUUGGUGGCCUGUGUCUCCUCUCAUCCAUGGCAAUCAUCCUACUGAUCUCCCAGGCUUUCUUACUGGGAUAGCAGUGCCCAAAUGCAAGCUCAACAUUAAGGGGGAGAGCUUUUGGCAUAAGCAAAAUGGCUUUGACUAUUGUGAAACCAAAAGCCUCUCCAAGACCAAAGGGAAGAUGCACCAUUUCAAGAAGGCAAAAGGAAAAUUAAAGCUAGCAGCUGUUGCCCAGAGGAAAAGCUGGAGAGAGGCCACUUUGGGAUGUGGAAGGCACUAUCUUGGGGUUGGCACAGAGUGUAAAUAGAUAUCAAAAUUUAAUUAAUAUGUAUAAUAUGUGUGUGACAAGCCCAUUUUGUGUCACACAUGGACAUGCACUUUAUUCCUUAAAUUAUUUAUUUUUCCUGCAACAACAAAAAAGAGGAGGAGAAAAAGAGGAGAGAAGGGAAUUAAACAAAAUCAAAUGGAAAUAUUCUGAGGGAGAUGUGAAGAGGAGGUAAUGGAGAAAAAAGGGGUGGCCUAUGUUGCUUGGGAGAUUGGCUUUCAGAGGCUGCCUUUAUUCUCUUUGCCCUGCCAAACUGUGGUUGGGGCUUUUGGCAAUGCCGAUGUACAUAUGUGAUUGAUUCGUUUAAUUAUUUGUUGGAGACUCCCUGUAGCUGGAUUAUCAGUUGAUGUGAGAGGUCAGCCACUGAUGUAAAUACCCGAGACAGAAACAAAAUUAUGAGCAUGUUUAUUGCUUCUCAUUAGUUGUAAUUUG